This is a messenger RNA of Clonostachys byssicola, 915 nucleotides long. Lineage: Eukaryota; Fungi; Ascomycota; Sordariomycetes; Hypocreales; Bionectriaceae. The record is from the annotation of a GenBank genome assembly.
AUGAGCUUGCCCAUUCUCAAGAAGUACCACAAGGAGCCAUAUCCUGCCAUUCACCCAACCCGUCCGGAGCUGAGCCAGAAGGGCAAGACCAUACUGGUGACAGGAAGCAGCACUGGCAUUGGAUACGCCAUCGCCGAAGCUUUCAUCACCGCCCAGGCGGAUCGAGUCAUUGUCACGGGCCGACGGGCUGGAGUGCUUGACGAAGCUGUUGCUCAGCUCAAAAAGGACGCCCAGAAUUCCAGCCCAGCGACCAUCAUCGAAGCCAAGGUGAUCGAUGUUUCGAAUCUCGAGGAUUCGAAACAGCUCUGGGCCCAGCUGGAAUCCGACGGGGUCUACGUAGACACCCUAGUUCUGAACGCGGCCAGCUUUGGUCAAAAGAAGCCAAUCCUUGAGACCGACUUUGAGGUUGUCUGGAACGACUUUGUAGUCAAUGUGCGAGCACCUCUUGACUUGACCCAACGCUUCUACAAGCAGACAACUGGAAAGGGACAAAAGUACCUCGUUAAUGUUUCCACCAUUGCUGCGUACAUGUGGGCUUUGGCCGCGGAACGCCCGACUUACGGCUUGACCAAAAGUGCCGGCACCCUCCUUGUCCAGCAGAUCGCCAAGGACAUCAGCGCGGACGAGAUCCAGAUCGUCAGCUUCCACCCAGGUGCCGUGAAAACCGAAGCCGCCGAAAGGGAUGGCAUGGCAGACCUCCCGAUCAAAUGGGACGACGCAAACCUCGCAGGCCACACGGCCGUCUGGGCGGCUACCCCCGAGGCCAAAUUCCUGCACGGCCGCUUCUUCUGGGCCAAUUGGGAUGUGGAUGAGGUCAAGCAUGGGGAGGCAGGGAAACAGAUUGCGGAAGAUGAGAAUUUCCUCAAGGUCGGGAUGGAGGGUCUCGCGGAGAAGAACGGCGGAGCCAUCUUUUAA